Fimicolochytrium jonesii is the source of this 1639-nucleotide messenger RNA. Its product is annotated as heme peroxidase. The coding region runs from base 494 to 1513 and encodes 339 amino acids. NCBI's taxonomy places the organism in Eukaryota, Fungi, Chytridiomycota, Chytridiomycetes, Spizellomycetales, Powellomycetaceae. Gene Ontology annotation, molecular function: heme binding; peroxidase activity. The transcript is spliced from 2 exons. Gene Ontology annotation, biological process: response to reactive oxygen species; cellular response to oxidative stress; hydrogen peroxide catabolic process. The record is from RefSeq and is a predicted model, not a curated record.
CUCAUGGUGCCCACUGCCCGGCAGCGUGCGCCGCGGACAAGGUAUUUUCUCUGCAAGUCUGCUAAGUUUGUGAGUUUCUGGUUCUCGGGACCACCGGAAAUUGAUGGUAAUCUAAUUUCAAACUUUCUGAGCUUUUUUGUGGUAGAAUUUUCCAAAUUUCUUCCUACGCGAUCGGCGGUCUCCACCUUUCCACGGAAGUAGCUCGUUGUACUUCGCACAGGCACAUCGUCGGGCUUUCUGAUUUCAAUUGUUUUCUCCCACAGUAGUAGGCAACAGAUGGAUCCCGACGAUAGAUUUUUCUCUUGUGGCUCUUUCGGAAAGAGGGAAAGAGAACUUUUGGUGUAUGGAUUCGGUGGGAGGCGGAGAAAUAGAAGGCCGGUGGAAGAUGGACGGACCGCUAGGCUGAGGGGAUGAAUAUAAAAGUACAGGUGUCUUCACGGUCUCCUGCGCUUUCAUCCACCGCCUCCGCUCGAAAACUCGCAAAACUCGCAAAAUGAAAAUCUCACUCAUCGCCCUCACCGCCCUUGCGGCAUCCGCCUCUGCCACCGUCAUCCCCCGCGGCAACGGAAACGGCAAUGGAAACGGUAACGGAAACGGUAACGGAAAUGGCAACGGCAACUCCGGAUCUGGCUCAUCCGGCAAAUGCGACGUCGCGCAAUGGACCCAAGUCAAGGACGCUAUCUUUGCCAAGUUCGGCUCUCGGCCAUGCUCCGCUCUCGGCCGUGCCGCCGUGAGACUGUAUUUUCACGACGCGGGCACCUUCCAAGUAAGCGAUAACUCUGGCGGUCCCAACGGAUCCAUCAUGAAGUUCGCCUCGGAAGAAGCCAUGCCGGAGAACGACCACCUGAAGGAUGUCCUCGCAGCCCUGCGCGAUGUGUACGACCAGUUUGGAGGAAAAGUGUCCCGGGCGGACAUUAUCAACCUUGCUGGGCUUUUGGGAACGCAGAGCUGCCCUGGAGGCGCUCAGAUCCCCUUCUGGGUUGGACGAGUUGACUCGAACACUCCUGAUGAUGCUAACCGGUUACCUGGUGACACCGAGAGCAUGGACGGCAUCAUUGCCAAGUUCAAGCGUCAAGGCCUGUCCACAAAAGAUCUUGCGGCACUCAUCGGCUCGCACACCUCUGGCAAGCGCUUCUCAACACCACCGGCCAACCCCGUCGACGACACCACCGGCAAAUCCUUCGACUCUUCCCCCGAGGUCUGGGACGUUGGCUACUAUAACGAGACAUUAAGCACACCCGUUGCGCCUGCCGGUCAGGUCCGUCUCCAGUCCGACGUCGGCAUCUCCCGUGACCCUCGUACCAAGCAAGAGUUUGCCAAGUACGUUGGCCGUCAGGAUGACUGGAACAGGGAUUUCACGGAGGCGAUGGUGAAGAUGGGAAAGAACGGAUGGACCAACCUUGUUGAGUGCAAGGGUAUUGUGCCGGCGCCCAUCCCGUUGCCUGCUGGAACAGGCGACGCAUCUUGCCAGGGCAACAACGGAAACGGGAAGGGUAACUGCAAGGGUAACUAGAUGUUCGUAGAAGGACAGCCCGUAGACAAAUCUCCAUAGACAACCUUCAUACCAUAGACAACUCUCCUACAUUUGUUGCGGCGUAUACUUGAGCCUGUAAUUAUGUAAAUCAUAAGCGAUUCGGUG